This is a messenger RNA of Gadus macrocephalus (Pacific cod), 1809 nucleotides long. RefSeq lists its product as uncharacterized. The record is from RefSeq and is a predicted model, not a curated record. Bases 166 to 819 code for a protein of 217 amino acids. The transcript is spliced from 4 exons. Lineage: Eukaryota; Metazoa; Chordata; Actinopteri; Gadiformes; Gadidae. Gene Ontology annotation, molecular function: protein binding.
CGUCACACACAAGCCAUCAGAAUACGUUGUAGAAAGUUUGUAGAAAAACGACCACAACACACACACUCAAACACAGCAAGGUCAGGAAGCAACAAGUCAUUCAGCGUUCUGCUGGCUGCCUCUGAGGUAACGAGAAGCAAGCUCUCCUGCGUCGCCAUCGAAGGGAUGGCUCGGCCAGCCGAGUGCCGCUGUGUCCACUACCUCUUCCUUGCCUGGCUCCUCUUCCUCACCGCCGGCCAGGUGGUCUUCCUCACCCUCCACUACACCGCAGGAGUACACAACAGGUCUCAGGGUGAGGUCACACCACAGCCCACAAGAGAAAUCAAACACAACCUUAAACCACAGGUCAAGGAGAAGAUAGCAGAGAAUUUUUCAGGCAAAAUGAUCAAUCUCGAAGCCUCCAAAGUGGACGGCGAGGGACGCAUCCAGUGGAGAACCAGGAGGCCGGAGCCGUCCCUGCUCACGCUGGCCGGGGAGGUCGUGACCCUGGGACAGGACGCCUACUACUUCCUGUGUCUGACGGUGACCCUGAAUAACGAGCAAGGGGCCGCCGGGGUGACGGUCACCCUGAAGCGCAACGACCGCGUCAUCAUGGAGGGCCUUGUCGACGCGGCCACGCACAGCACGGGGCCCCUGGUCAUGGUGGAGGACAUGUCCGCCGCGGACAAACUGGUGGUCACCGUCACGCCCCCGGUGAGCGUCGAUGGGACUUCCCCGGUGAAGACCAACCUGGGGAUCAUCUGCCUGCCAAAACCGCAGCCUUCCCUCCCAGCCCCACCACCGCCGCCGCCGCCUGGGAAGGAACAAGAGGACAAAUGACCACGGUUCCUUGACGACGUUUUGAGCGCCAGCUAAAGGGCUGAGUAUGGUUCCACGUCGACGCAACGCAAGGGGGUUUACGGACCCACGUCGUUGCGGACCCUCCUUGAGUCCGCCUCAAGGGCCGACACGCGCUUCCCAAAAAUUGAAGCAAGGGCUGUGAUUGGUCCGCCAACUAAAACCCCGACUAUUUGCAUUAUUUACUUUAUUGACAGUUUUUCGGAAAGCUAUUGUUAUUUUAUUUAUUGAUUGAUAAUGUAUCCUGUCUAUAAGUCAGGUUUCAGGUUGACGUGCGGAUCGGUUGAUGACUUGACAUGUGAAUGUAUGGCAGUGAGCUAACAGCAUAGCAGUUGUGUAAAUGACUCAAAAUAUAUGAUUGAGCUGUAUCUGUAUGUGCUGCCUUUGAAAGUCACGUCCGUUGGUCAUUUGGUUCAAAUGUAAUAAAAACUAAAAAAACUUAAAUUGAGUGAGUCAUCCUCGAUAUUUGGCCUGCUGAAAAUGUGUUAUAAUAUUUAAUAAUAUUAAGCUAUUCAGUACCGGGAAUUCCAACCCAAACCCCUAUUGGGGAACUGAAUAGUAUAUCGUGAGUCACAAUACUAGUCUCUUUCAAAAAACAAACCCUUCUCAGGGGGAAUAACAGACACAUGGACACAACGGUCAAUGAAAAUGUGUCACUAGUCAACCCACGGCUGUUAACAUUUACCACAACCGCUGUUUUGAGCACCUUCCCUCGGAUAACCUUAUUGUCCUUUAUGAUCACUGCGUUCUCACUUCUCUUGCGGUGCGCAGGUUUAAGGGCUACACAGAUUAAACAGACUGGGCCCAGCAGAGAGAAGGAGCCGAACACAAGGGGACAGCAUUUAGCUGAGGACAGAUCUGGUGUCACAACGCCUCCAUGUUGGCUUAUCAUGACACAUUAUCAACCCAAUCGGUAAAGCCCCACUUCAACUUUGCUCUCAACCUCACACACACUCAGUAGUUUUCUACCAC